Molecule: messenger RNA, 4949 nt
Organism: Sphaerodactylus townsendi
Lineage: Eukaryota; Metazoa; Chordata; Lepidosauria; Squamata; Sphaerodactylidae
Gene: TCP11L1
Product: t-complex 11 like 1
Exons: 11
Coding region: 416-1966 (516 amino acids)
Biological process (GO): signal transduction
Source: RefSeq, a predicted model, not a curated record
CGGGAAAGCCUGAGUGCUGCGGUUCUGCCGGCAUGGGCGUCCCCAGAUGCUCGCGUGCAAGCCGAACCAAGAGGGCUCCUUUGCCACUUGCCCCGGCAUCUUCCCUGCUCUCCCGUCCCCUCUCCCGUGGAGCCUCUGCGGUCUUGUUGGUGCGGCUCUGAGUCAUGAUUCCCGACAGCCGCUCUGGCCUUGGCAGCGUGAAGACAUGGCGGCGCCCUGUGAAGAGCUGCCGGCUUCCGGCUCUGUGCAAACGCCUGGCUGGUCGUGAAGACGACUGCAAGGAGGCUCCCACUACUUAUUACUGUCGUUAGUAUUCGUGCCUCCGCGCCUUCUCCCACUCGCACAGCCGGUCUUGCGUGAGGCUGAAUCUCCGUGGAAAAAAGUUGCCCUCCCUCCUUCUCCUUCCCAGCUGAGAAUGUCCCAGGACCAAGACAAGCCAGAUAGAAGUGAAAGAAAUUCAGAUGUAUCAAAUGGAUCUGAAGAUGACCAGCAGGAUACCUUAGACAAUCCUAAACAGUCUGUCAGAAAGAAGGUUCGACAAAAUACACCAAGUCCAAGCAGAGGCAAUAUGCCACAAGCUAGUCCCCCUCAGUUUGUAUCGGUGAAGGAGCUGAUGGAAACAGCAAAAGGUGUAACAAACAUGGUUUUAGCCCAUGAGAUUGUUGUCAAUGGAGGUUUCCAGAUAAAACAAGCAGAAUUACCAGAAAACAGCCUGGAAAAAAGAGUAAGAGAGAUUGUCCACAAAGCCUUUUGGGAUUGUCUGGAAGCCCAGUUAAAAGAAGACCCACCAUUGUAUGAUCAUGCAAUUAAACUUGUAGGAGAGAUCAAAGAGGCUCUUCUGACUUUCUUGCUGCCUGGUCACACUAGAUUAAGAAAUCAGAUUACCGAAACUCUAGAUCUGGAACUGAUAAAACAGGAGGCGGAAAAUGGUGCCCUUGACAUUUCUAAACUGGCAGAAUUCAUUAUUGGAAUGAUGGGGACCCUCUGUGCACCAGCUAGAGAUGAAGAAAUUAAGAAGCUGAAAGAGAUUCAUGAAAUAGUUUCCCUGUUCAGAGCAAUUUUCUCUGUGUUGGAUUUGAUGAAAAUGGACAUGGCUAACUUUGCUGUGAGCAGCAUCAGACCACAUUUAAUGCAGCAGUCGGUAGAAUAUGAAAGGAAGAAAUUUCAGGAACUGUAUGAGAAACAGCCAAAUUCCCUGGCUUUUGUCACUGAGUGGCUACAAGAAGCUGCUGAUGAGGUGAGACCCAAAACCCUGCCUGCUAUUGGUGAUGGAACUUCCCACAGACCUCCUGUGCUAUGUCCUCUUGCUGUACAGAAUCAUGCAUACCUUAAGCUGCUCAAGUGGGAUCAUCUGCGGAAACCAUUUCCAGAGACUGUGCUGAUGGACCAGACACGCUUCCAGGAAAUGCAGUUUGAACUGGACCAGCUGAUGUUAACAGGCGCUGUUCUGCUGGUCACAUUCAAUGCAGCAGGCCCAGCCCUUUCAGGCUUGCCAGGCUUUGCUGACAAACUCAAAACUGCUAUCCGUGUGCUGUUGACUGGGCUACACCUUCCCUCCUUCAACUUGACUGAAGCUUUGGCUGCCAUCAGUGAAAAGGUCUGUGCUGAAGUGAACAACUGUCUUUCCCAACAUGGAUUCACACCAUUCACACCUGAAAAAGAGGCUGUGCUUAAAGGACAGAUCCAGUCUCUGGUCAAUCCUGAUAAUUCCAUAUGCAAACUGAUAGAUUCUAGAAGCCAGGUUUUUUUAGGCAGCUACCUGGCUUCUGGUUAUCAGAAACCCAUUCCUGCUAUUCCUGGUGGAUUAGGCCCUAUUCAGCAAGAGCUGGAGGAAAUUGCUGUCAAGUACAUUCGCCUUGUUAACUACAACAAGAUGGUCUUUAGCCCUUAUUAUGAUGCUGUUCUCAGCAACAUACUGAAUAAAGAAGAAACAGCUCACUUACAAGGAAAGCUGGAUGAUGAUUAACUCCAGGGUUUUGUUCUAGCCAGUAAGACUUUAAUCCAGAGUAGUGCAAUAAAAGGCUUCAUACUCAUUCUGUUACACUGAUGUCUCUACCAGAAUUAUGAGGAUUGAAAACAGAUAUGGGGGCUCCUGUGAUCAGUCUUGGCAUUCCCUCCUCUUCUCCUUAUGUCCCAGAUCAGUGUUGUUCCCUGGGGAAAUCUUACAUAGCAUCAAUGAAUUGAUAUGCAGACUGGGAGUGUGAAAUAGCAAGAUUAGGUGUUCACUUCUUCCCGCUUCUACCCCAUUGAUCAGUGCUGUAACAAGGAGCUUUGGUCAGAAGUUCCAUGCUGAACCAUUCUACUAUUGGGAGUAUGCUAAAUUGUGCCACCCCCCCCCCCCCCCCCCAGCCCUUCCCUCUGGCUAGUUGUUCAAGGUACAUAGGCAAGAUGUUCAAUGAGUCCCUCCCUCUGGCACAAUAAUUUUCCUGCUAGAUUAGAUGCAUGCAGGGAAGCCAAUUUCUGUGCACUGGAUUAGGCUAAUUUAUCUUUCACUGUCACCUUGCAACCUUUGGAAAAUGCCCACAAACCAUUUCAGUAAUUCAAUAGCAGUGACUGAGUGCAAAGCUGAUAUAUUGGAUAAGUAAAGGAUAAAUGCUUCAAUUCAAAACAAACAGAGAAGCUGGAAGUCUUUUAAAAUUUUAUCUCUGCAAUACAAACAAAUUAAAACAAUAUCUUGAUGUUUUUCCAUUUACUACGGUAUAAAGAUAGCAUGAACUUUGGUGCAAAAGAGGUAAUAGCUUGUUUGUACGCUACGGUUUGUAAAGCCUGUUCUAAUAAUUAAAUGUCCACAUUUACAAAACUUGGAAUACUGGUAGUGACAGUCUGUAGACUCACAGAAUUGCUUCACUCUUAGGAUGUGUAGAAACUAAAACUCUUUUGAUGAGUGUUUCUUGGUUCAUUGCUGCUGGUAACACGAAAUACAAAACUUUACCUAUUUAGAAGUGGUAUAAUAUUUGUCCAUUGAAUUUCAAAUUAGAAUCCAGCUGUGUGAAAGUUUUGUGAUUGAGAAGAGGUACAUUUCAACUUGAGAAACCCUGUUAAAAUGACAACACUCUAAUCCAGUUGUUCUUUGUGCAGGGCUGUUCACCUAGUUUCUCCCCCUCUAUCCUGCAUAGGAACUGUAAGCAGGCUUUUGGGCCUGAUGGCUUCCAAGCAUGUGUUACUCUUGCCAGACUGAGAUGCAAGACUUUAUUUGUAUAUUAGACACAGUGGUUAUGAAUGCAUAGCAGAAAAGAGCUAUUUUUUAACUUUUCAUGGAAUUUAUGGAGAAGGUAUUGUGAGUAAUUUUUUCCAGAGUUCAUAAACUUCUAUAGUAAAUUUUGAAUACUGGAGAACGUUGACUGUGUUUCUUAUGUAGGUGUGUUGUGAAAUGAUUUUCAGUAUCAGAGGCUUGACUAUUAUAUUUAGUAAAAAAACAAGGAAACAAGAUCACAUGUUCAGAAAAUUGCUUUUGCUUGGGGAAAAAAAUAAGUCUAAGAAAAAAAGGGAGAGGCGCAACCAAAAGUAUAUAUGCUACAUUAAUGAAGCUGUGCAAAAUUGGCAUGUGUUGCAAAAGUCAAUUAUUAUUCAUCAAAGCAGUGUUUAUUCAUAAAAUAAAGUUACCAAAGGAAAUAACACAAUUUUACACUACUAUCAGAGUAAACAUAAGUCAGAACAUAAAUUUAAGUAUGCUGUGUGUUGUUUCUUUAAGAAAAUAUUUUUUGGCUUGUUUUCUUUCCUGACAGGAGCUGGUUUCUCCUUGUUUUGCCCAAUGUCUAAUUCAAGGGACCCAUGUAUUCAAAUAUAUAAAAACCAAAUUUAUACAUACAUUGCAUAUCAAUUGUACAAUUAUUUUACAGAAAUGAAUCUUGUUUUUUAACUCAUAAUUUCUGCUUCUUUUUAUAACUUAUACUAUCAUAUGAAGAUCACAGUUGAUCUGAGCAAAAUAAUAAUUAAUACCACUAUAAAUUGCUAAUUGUAAUAUUAUUUUCACCUCAUAAUUCUCUAUCUGAGAUUUAGUUUGGCCUUUCCAUACACUGAUGACAUGUAGUCUUGAGUAUAAUAAAGAUAAAAUUACAACGUUAUUUAUCCAGAAAAUAAGCAGAAAGAAAUAGAAUUUAAAGAGACAAUACACAGCAUACUUAAAUUUAUGUUCAGACUUAUAUUUGACUGUUGAAAUACAUGCUAAAUUUGCACAACCUCAUUAAUAUGGAAAAAAUAAAGCAAAUGUUCAAGACUGUCGUCUAGUUUGUAACAGAGCAAAACACAAGCCUAAAUUUUUUUAGUCCUAUUAACAGAUGAGUACUUUGAAGUAAGCAGUUUGAUUAUAGUUUUGAUUCUGCAAAUAAGUGAACUUGUUGUUUCACUGCAUCAUCAACCAGGAAAAUAUACUUACUUGAUCGAGCACUUUGCUUUACAUGUAUGUAAUGGAUUCUUCUUGAUGUGUCUGACUUCUCCCAGAUCACUGGAUUAGGAUAACUGUAUUUACGCAGAAUUGCUUUCCAUUUUAUGAUGCUCACGAGAUUUGACUUUAUGGCAAAUGUCAAAACAUAUUUGUGUGUGUGUGUGUGAGAAAGGUUCAGUAAUCUUCUUUGGCAAUCAUAUGAAAAAUAUCAAACCAGUAUUUUUAACAUAAAAAACAAUUAAGCUACAAUCCAUUCAAAACAAUGUAAGUAGAGGUAUUUGAAGGGUGCUGAAUUUGGCUGGAUCAUGCCAGUUGGUCUUGGAUUUCCAAAACAAAAUUAAUGUUUCAGGUUGUUGUAGCCUAAUUAAGUUUUGCUUUAGAAUUAAGACCCCAUGCAUAAUUGUUGUGUUGGGAGUCCCCUUAUGUAUUUCCUCGAAGGUUAUUGAGAAUGUUAACUCGUUUCUGCCAUAUAAGUAUCAGUUGCUGUUGUCUAUGCCUUUCCUCUGUCAUAAAUGUGACUCUGUAACUCAACUCAUCUGUAAUAAAUACCUGUUAUGUGAUCAUC